Messenger RNA from Solanum pennellii, 658 nucleotides. RefSeq names its product protein YLS3-like. The coding region runs from base 55 to 510 and encodes 151 amino acids. Lineage: Eukaryota; Viridiplantae; Streptophyta; Magnoliopsida; Solanales; Solanaceae. The record is from RefSeq and is a predicted model, not a curated record. The transcript is spliced from 3 exons.
CAACAACAAUAAGAAAACAACCAAAUCAAGUUACUAGUGAAAAAAAAAACAAGGAUGUUUUCUUCAAAAAUGUUUGUUUUAAUUUCGAUGGCAUUGACGGCGGCGAUGAUAAUUGCGUCAGAUGCGCAAACAACGCCGCCGUCGUGCGCCUCGAAAUUAGUGCCAUGUGCACCUUACCUUAACUCAUCGAGUCCCCCAGCGGAGUGUUGUGAUCCAUUGAGAGAAGCAAUAACAAAUGACUUAGAUUGUUUGUGUAAAUUAUAUGAAAAUCCAACUUUAUUGCCUUCACUUGGUAUUAAUAUUACUCAAGCACUUGCACUUCCUAGGGCUUGUAAUAUUCCUGGUGAUCUCAGUGCUUGUACUUCAGGUGGUGCUCCAGGUCCAAGUUCUGAAGGCUUGCCACCCCCAGUCACACCCGGAGGAAACAAUGGCAACAAUGGAGUAAACAAAUUUACAUGGAGUGGAAUGUCAAUUUUACUAGUACUUUGUGCUUCUUUGAUGAUUGCUUAAAAACACUUAUUUGUGUUCAUGUGUUGGAGUUUACAUGUAUUGUUAUUUGUUUCACUUUAUUUUAUAAUUUUUGUCUAGUGUUACAUUCUUGGUGUAUGGGUUUUUGUUUAGACCAUUUAAUAUACGUAAUUAUUAUUUAUGUUCUACA